AUUUAUCUGCCUACAGCCUGCUGCGAGAGCGGGUGGGUGUAGUCCCGCAUCACGCGUGGAUGGUGACCUUGAACCUGUCUCUUACCAGCUUCAGCGCCCAGCUGGAAGGGAGGGUCACGGCAACUACUGAGCCUGGUUACAGACUCGGAGCGCAGAGCAUCCUUCCAUUCCAUUUGGUGUCAAUUGCGGCUGUCAGUGGCUGUACGAACACAGUAGUCGACGCCGGUUGCAUCACGGAAUCGCUCCACGAAGCCUCCUUGGUCUUGCCCCAAGGAUAUGUGGAGUCGAAUUUGCGCCUGAGGUACUCUGUGAUCUCUUCGCACAGGAGAGCCAGUGGACGACGGCCAUUCAUCACGUGGGUCAGUUGGCAGGUCCCUCGCAUGUUGAGGCCGGCAGGUGGACAUCACGGGCCUGGUUCCCUGCCCUGAUUCGGACUUCCCGAACGAUGGGAGAGACCCACGACAGCCUAGUAGCUAUCCCGGUGGAUUGGGUGCCUAUUGUGAGUGAUCUAGAACCUAAAGAG
This is a messenger RNA of Aspergillus homomorphus CBS 101889, 523 nucleotides long. RefSeq lists its product as uncharacterized. The transcript has a single exon. The record is from RefSeq and is a predicted model, not a curated record. The coding region runs from base 60 to 428 and encodes 122 amino acids. NCBI's taxonomy places the organism in Eukaryota, Fungi, Ascomycota, Eurotiomycetes, Eurotiales, Aspergillaceae.